AUGGAUUUGAACAGCACUGAAAACAGCAUACUACAAAAAGAAACCUGGCAAGGCAGGAUUGUUUACAACCAGAGUCAAAAGGAUAUCCUCCAAGAAUGGUUUAAACAAAACCCUUACCCUGAUAGAGCUACCAGGAAACAAUGGGCCAAGGAAAUUGGCAUUCCGGAGGCCAAAAUUCAGAUUUGGUUUAAAAACCACAGAUCGAAACAGAGACAAUUGGAAUUUGGACGCUCCUUAGGAAAAGACGAAACCCAAGGACAACACCAUCAUCAGCCUUGGACUCAAGAAUACUUACCAAAAGCAGCCAGACAAGACUGGACAUCCAUCACAAGAUCUCAAUCACACGUCCUACUUCAAGCCUUUGAGAGGAACCGAUUCCUUGAUAUUACAACCAGGAAAAAACUGGCUAAAAAAACAGGCAUUCAGGAACCAAGAAUUCAAAUGUGGUUUCAGAACCAAAGAUCCCUAUACCCACAGCAGAGCAGAAAUGAGUCCGUGAAUUCUUUGGCAGAUGGCCCAAACGGAAGACCAGGUCUGACAGCUCAGCAACACCAAAUUAAUCUGUCCACUCCCCUGGGCAGGUCUCAUCAUUUUGCUUCCUCGAUUCUUUCAGCAGGACAAACAUUUCUCCCUGCUCCUCUCCCAUCCUAUGAGUCCUCUGUCCCUUGUGUGAGCCAAGAACCAAGUGUCAUGAUGGUGCAGCCCAUGCAGGCUAUGCAGAGAGGAGAGAAUUCUGUCUCUCCUCAGACCCUUAGGAAUCACCUGCCAAUACCCUCAACUUCAGGAGGGGACCUCUCAGAUACUCCGACUCCUUUCUGGCUCCCAAACCAAGAAAAAUGCCAGAAUCACGAAGAACAGACUGGCACAGGAGUACUGCAGUUGAAGGGCUAUUGUGAGCCUCAUCCUGAGCACCAAGAAGACCAGCUGCAGGAUCUGCAGCAGGUGGACAUACCUUACAUUCUGCAGCGGUGGGACGAGGUCUGCCAGGCUCUGACUGCAAAAUGGGAUCCUCGAGAAGGGACACACUAA
Neomonachus schauinslandi (Hawaiian monk seal) is the source of this 1029-nucleotide messenger RNA. It is a transcript of the gene DUXB, whose product is annotated as double homeobox B. The record is from RefSeq and is a predicted model, not a curated record. Gene Ontology annotation, molecular function: DNA binding. Lineage: Eukaryota; Metazoa; Chordata; Mammalia; Carnivora; Phocidae.